Molecule: messenger RNA, 2731 nt
Organism: Ceutorhynchus assimilis (cabbage seed weevil)
Lineage: Eukaryota; Metazoa; Arthropoda; Insecta; Coleoptera; Curculionidae
Source: the annotation of a GenBank genome assembly
UCUGUGUCAAGUGUUGACGACAAUAAUAAUGUUCAAAUUAUAGACCGCUUGAAGAUAAAAUUAUCCAAGAUAUAAUAUAGAGAUUGGCCGACUGAAAGUCCAGUCAAGAUUCGUGUCUGGCUCAAUAGCUACCUAAAAGAGUUUUCAAUUAAUAUACAUAUUUUUUUUUUUUCUCAAUAAAUGUUUAAUGAUUAUUCAAAAUGACCGCUAAAAAACCGAACGUUAUAGACAAUUCGCUGGACGCGAUUUUGAUCAAACUAGGGGAUUUCGGAAAAUAUCAAAUUUAUGUAUUUACUUUAGUAUGUGUAGCUGUAGUUUUACAUUCGAUGGUUUAUAUUGCCUAUGUAUUUACUGCAAUGGAUUUAGAUUAUAGGUGUAGAAUUCCAGAAUGCGACUCUCCAAUAAUUCCAGAAUACCAACAACCCUGGCUAGGAAACUCGAUCCCAUACACAAACCGUCGCCCCGAUAAGUGUUCGAGGUACGUGCCAUUCAAAAACGAUACUGGUUUAAAUAAUUGCACAUUGGCAGACUUCAACAUGGAUAUUGUGGAGCGAUGUCAAGAUUUUGUUUAUAGUGGAGUGGAGCAUACAAUUUUGAAAGAAUACAAUCUUCAGUGUGACAAUAAUUUAUGGAAAUUAACAAUGGUUGGAACUAUUAAUAACAUCGGCCAAUUUUUUGGCCUGAUGAUUUCUGGAUUUAUAUCAGACAAGUAUGGAAGAAAAGUUGUUCUAGUCUGGGGUGUAGUACUGUCUGGAAUUUGUGGCUGUUUAAGAACCUUCAUGCCCACAUACGAACUGUUUUUGAUAUUCGAAUUUUUAGACGCAGCUUUUGGUUGCGGAAGUUUUAUUUGUGGGUUCGUAUUAGGGGUUGAGCUAGUAGGUCCAGAAAAGCGAAUUAUAGCAGGUACAAUAAUAGCUUCUUGCGGCGCUGUUGGAGAAAUUUUGAUAGCUAUUGCGGCUUGGAGCACAAAAUCUUGGAAGCUAUUGAUUUUGAUAUGCUACGCACCAUCAAUUUUACUUUUAUCUUACUUGUGGCUAUUACCAGAAUCCUUAAGAUGGAAUCUAAGUAAAGGCCGUAUUGCAGAAUGUCAAGAGACAUUGAGAACAUUAGCAAAAGUUAACGGUAAAGAAAUUUCCGAUAAGGAAUUGGAGACUUUGGAUAUUGUGGUUGCAGAAAUCAAUGAACCUGGGAAAAGUUUGGGAAAGUCCAGUUCCUUAUUUAUGGAAGCAUUCACAUCCAGAACAUUGAUGCUAAGACUUAUCGCAUGCUGCAUUUGUUGGGUAACUUGCACAUUUCUAUUUUAUGGCUUGACACUUAACUCAGUGUCUCUAGUGGCUGGAAAUAAAUACUUGGAUUUUAUACUGACAUCUUUAGUUGAGAUCCCAGCAUAUUUCGCCUGUAAUUUUGUCGUCGAAAAAUGCGGACGAAAAAAGACACUUUUCGUCAGUUAUUUGCUUACUGGAGCUGCUUGCCUAUUAUUUAUUUUCAUUCCAAACACUUCAAGGUGGGGUAGCCUCUCCGUUUACCUAAUCGGAAAAUUUGGAGCCACAGCCUCGUUCACAAUCCUUUACGUUAUCACUAGUGAAAUGUUCCCAACUAAUUUAAGAAACUCGUUUAUGGGGACUUGUUCGACAUUUGGCAGAUGCGGAUCAAUGAUAUCGCCACAAACUCCACUAUUGGCAAAACUUUGGGGCCCUCUACCUCUACUUAGCUUUGCUGGAAUGUCUUUGAUAGCUGGUGUUUUGACUCUUCUAUUUCCUGAGACUUUACACAAAAAACUGCCGGAUACUGUUAAAGAAGCUGAAGAUAUUGGUAAAACUGUUAAGAUUGAUGAUUCUCAAUUAGAAGUACCAGAAAAAUCAUAUAUUUUAGAAAAGUAUUUAUUAUGAAACCUAAAAACCUGGUGAUAUUUUUUAAUGUACCUACCUACUUAUAUACAUAGUUAAUAUUAUUAAAGUUAUAGAACACAUAUACAUAUGUAUAUUAUAUUAUUGUAUAAAUGUUUUACUCAAGAAUGUGAAUAAUAAAGCUAACUAAUUAUAUAAAAAUAUGCUACAUUUUGAUCGUUGGUAUAUAAAAUAUCACAAAAACUACCUAUUCAAAUACCUAUCUAUAGUUGUAUAAAAUACUAAAAUGUAUUCAUGUAUAAAAAAUAAGUAUGCCUCUUAAAGUAUAAUCAAUACUUCCUACAUAUAUUUUAAUGGGAAUAUAAAAAAUAAAUUUAAUCUACGGUCUCUAUUCACCUAACACGUUCGCAAAUAUCACAUUUAUAUUUUGAGCAGGUAUAGGUACCUACUUAAAAAUACAUUUACGUAUGCGGUUAAAAAUUCAGUCAUAAACGAUUUCAUAGAAAUACAUUUCUUCAAUUUUUAAGUGCGAUAAAGUGAUUAGAAUUAUUCAUCGGAAUAAUCAUAAGGACGUCUUAUCUGUCAAUGUAUCAAGUGUUAGCUAAGAUUUUCAAAUUUUGGCGGAUAUUCCUUUUGAUCAUAGUCAACCGUCAGAUCUUUUAAUUCUUGCUCUGCUAAACAACAGUUUUCCAAUGUGAGUGGUUCUUUAGGUUCGAGUCUUUUCUCAAAAUACCACAGCCACAAAAGACUAACAGCCAUCAUAGCUGAUGUCAUACCAAACGUCCAGACUGUUCCAUAUUCUUCGUAGACGUGAGUAACGAAUACUGGACCCAUUACUCUGGAUAAACAACCAGAGCCUGUCAUUAAACCCAUCCAAACGCCCU